GCCAUUCAUCCCCGUUCAUCCUCAACACUGAGCGUGUUCUCCAACACCAACAUUCACCAACACCCUUCCUCCCAGUCGUGGGCCUAGUUGCCUCAUGGACGACCCAUUCACGUCGCCAUUGGCGGCAAGAACACCACUACAACAGCACCGACCAAAUGUCGUCGUGACCAGCUCCCUAGAGCACACCCCAUCACCCGAGCUCCUCACCCCCGACCUCAACACUGCAACCCUCCGCACACGCCUCCAGGCUAUCCUCGAUGACAAGUCGCGUCAGCUCGCCAACGUGGGCAGCUUUGGCCAACGUCUGCUCACCCAACAAAGCGAACUUGAGGACCGGAUCAAAGCCCUCGGUGACGAGCAGGAUGGUGACGACAUCAGCGAGGACACCCGCGCCAAGCUUCGUGAGCUCGAGGAUGCAAUGAAGGGUUGGGAAUCGGAUAACCAGGACAUCAUGCGUGACCUUCACGGUUCAGAGUUCCUUGACGUGGCCAUGACUCCCGUGCCCGCCCUGGCCACACCCGUAAAAGCCAACGACACGGGGCCACCACCAAGCACCCUCACACGACGACAACGCAAUGUAAAUCAGCAUCGCGCCAUGGACAUGGAGUUUGCGACAGAGAUCGGGCAGAACCUCUUGCACGAGGUGCGCAGGUUGCAAGCGCUUCUCAAUGAGCGCGACCGAACGAUCGCCGAGUCCAAAGACGCAUGGGAGGCCGAGCGCGACACUUUGGUCACCGCUGUACGCACCGCAGAAGCCAACGCAGACCAACUAAAGGACGUCAAUUGGAGUCUUGAAGUCAAUCUCCAAGAACUCCGCGGUCAGCACGGCGAUGUCACCGGUAGCUUGACCAAGGCGACCGCUGAGCAGAAUCGUCUUGCCAAGACUCUUGCUGCUGUCCGCGAGGCUGCCGAGACCCACAAGCUCGAGGCUGAACGUCAGCGCGAGAUUGUCGAGGAGCUCAAGGUCAAGCACGAGACCGAGAUGGCACAGGCUCGCAAGACUCACGCAGGUCUGACCCGCGAUAAGAGUGACCUGCUUAAUGACCUCACGAGGAUGCGCAAGGACAAGGAGGCCUUGGACAAGCGCGGCGUGCGCGAGGGCAGCCCCUUGGUGCACUCCUUUACUCAUGAUACUUCUUCCGACGACGUCUUCAACGACGAUAUGUCGUUCCGGAAGCGCCCAGGCUUUGAUGCCAACGACAAUGCGCUCUCUCCCUCGCAGCUCUACGCGUCAGACUUUGACUCGCCAGACAACACUCCCAACAAGUCCAUGUCUCGGUCACCGAUGGGUGAGAUGUACGCCGAGGAGCUUCGCAUCGAGUACGAGAAGGCUCAGCAGGAGAUUGCCCAGCUAAAGGAGCAACUCAACUCUAGGCAGCAAGUUGAGGACGUCGACGAGUUUGGUGCCUUUGGUGGUGCCGAGGAAUCCACACUCAAGGCUCGCGGCGGCAAGACGCCCAGCCGCGGACGCCGCGGUCGUGGAGGUCGUGGCUUUGCAUCAACAAUAUCUAGAAAGCUUGGCUUCCCUCGGUCCAGUUCUGGCCUCAGCGCAAGCGGUUCUGCGGCCGAUGCCAGCUUCCAAUCCUCUCCUGGCACACCUGAUCUCCUUCGUCCUGACCGCGUGGGCUCGCCGGAGCAUGCCUCUCCUCUGGCUCGACGCGGCAACCUCGCCGACUCUCUUGGGGACGACUUUGACAACGCCUCACCGACGCACUCGCGCAAUCUUUCCGACUCUAGCUUUGACGCUCUACGUCUCUCCCGCGACCUCUCACGCCAAUCUCAAGAUCUCACCCUUGCUGGUCCUCCUCUAGCCCUGGAGCUGACUCAGCCAUCAUCGUCCUACGCCGAUGCUAGCGUCAUGACGGACGACGACGACUGGUCGCGUCAACAUACCGCCACGAUACGCCCCUCGGAGACGAUGCGCCCCUCCAUUCCUUCCAUGGACCGUACAUCCCCUGCCCGCGACGUUUCGGGCGAAGUUACUCCAAACACUCGCACGAUACCGCUCCCCGCGCGACCUGCCACGGCCGACGGCUUCCGUACGGACACUACCGACGCAGAGACCGACUUCGAGGACGCCCGCGAGACUGUCGGCACGCUUACACCUGCGUACGCCACGGCUACUGCGGGUGAGGACUCUAGUGCCUCGGACGAGGACAGUGACCAGGACCACUCCGCUCUGAUGCGCCGCCCUGGCGGAUUCAGCGGCAGUCUAGGGGCAACUCUUGGGCUCGGCCUCGGCGCCGCUGCCGUUGGCACAGGCUUCUACGAGGCUCGCCGGAUAUCGCGCAUGAAGUCUAGCGACAAGGUACGCGAGCGCACUGUCGAGAGUCCCAUCGACCGUGAAAUUGUCCGCGAGGUCAUCAAGGAGGUGCCCGUGGAGAGAAUCGUGGAGAGAGAAGUCAUCAAGGAGGUUCAGGUCCCUGUCGAGGUCUUCGUCGAGAAGAUAGUCGAGAAGGAGGUCCCUGUUGACCGCAUCGUCGAGAAGGAGGUCUUUGUCGAUCGCAUCGUCGAGAAGGAAGUUUUCGUCGACCGCAUCGUCGAGAAGGAGGUCAUCAAGGAGGUUCCCGUUGAGAAGAUCGUCGAGAAGAUUGUGGACCGUCCCGUCGAAGUCAUCGUCGAGAAGAUUGUCGACCGCCCAGUCGAAGUCAUCGUCGAGAAGAUUGUCGAAAAGGAAGUGAUCAAGGAGGUGCCUGUUGAAGUCAUCAAAGAGGUUCCCGUCGAGAUCAUUAAGGAGGUCGAGGUCGAGAAGGUCGUCGAAAAGAUUGUCGAGGUCGAGAAGAUUGUGACCAAGGAGGUAUUUGUCGACAGACCAGUGGACAAGAUCAUCGAGAUCGAGAAGAUUGUCGAGAAGGAGGUCAUCAAGGAAGUACCUGUUGACCGCAUUGUCGAGAAAAUCAUCGAUCGCCCCGUGGAGGUCAUUGUCGAAAAGCCUGUCGAGGUCGAGAAACUCGUCGAGAAGGUCGUCGAGGUUCCCAAAAUUAUCGAGGUCGAGAAGAUUGUCGAGAAGGUCGUCGAGCGACAGGUCGAGGUCCCCAAGAUCGUCGAGGUCGAAAAAAUCGUCGAGCGGAUCGUUGAGGUUCCCGUCAACGUCGACGUUGAGAGAAUCGUCGAGAAGCAAGUCAUCAAAGAGGUUCCCGUCGACCGCAUGAUCGAGGUUGAGAAAAUUGUUGAAAAGAUUGUCGAAACCAAGAUCGAGGUGCCCGUCGAGGUCCCUGUCGAACGCAUCGUCGAGGUGGAGAAGAUCGUCGAAAAGACGGUCGAGGUACCCAAGGAGGUCAUCGUUGAGCGUGUCGUCGAGAAGAUCGUCGAGGUCCCCGUCGAGGUCGAGAAGCUCGUCGAGAAAGUGGUGGAGAAGGAGGUCAUCAAGGAGGUCUUCGUUGACAGACCUGUUGAGGUUGUUGUCGAGAAGAUCGUCGACCGACCUGUCGAGGUGGAGAAGAUCGUGGAGAAGGAGACGAUCAAGACGGUCGAGGUACCCGUUGAGGUCAUCAAGGAGGUACCGGUCGAGGUCAUCAGGGAAAUAAUCAAGGAGGUCCCUGUAGAGGUCAUCAAGAGGGUCGAGGUUCCCGUCGAAGUGAUCAAGGAGGUCACCAAGGAGGUGCCCUUUGAGGUCAUCAAGGAAAUCGAGGUCAUCAAGGAGGUGCCCGUCGAGCGGAUCAUUGAGAAGGAGGUUGUUCGUGAGGUUCCUGUGGACAGAAUCGUCGAGAAAAUUGUCUACAAGGACGCUCCCGUUACUGUCACAGAAACUCCAGCAACUCCGGCCCGUGGCCGUCCUCAGACUCCCAACCGCGACCGUGCCCUUACCCCUACCACCAGGCAACUCAACGUGCCCACACCGACUACCUCCCCAGGCUCUCCUCGCACGCCCGACCUUGGAUUGUUCCGCGUUAGUCCGGGCGCCAACUAUGACUUCCUCAAGUCGCCCCCUCCGCCUCGCGAACGCUCGCGAUCGCCCCGGCUCAUUGAAGGCAACGCCGCUGCCGGUGUACCUCGCUCUCGUGACCUUUCCGCCGAGGACGGCGAGGACGAGGGUCCAUCCCCACCAACUCCCGUCACUCCAUCAGCUGACCGUUCUCGCCCUCCCAAGAUGCACCUGCCUCCUCCUCCCUCGGCACCUCCUCCUCCCGGUACUCUGGUUAAGAAGAUGUCGAUGGGUCCGCCCCCCGUCCCCGUGGCCCGUGCGAUGUCGCCGGCCGACGGCAUUGCCCGCGCCGUCUCGCCGACUGGUUCCACCUACAGCCGCAAUCGCCGCUCCGCUCCCUCUUCUGCCGGUCCUGCCGUUCGUGUCGCGAACGGCACCGCGACAAUACACCCGCCGCAAAAGCUUUUCCGAGAGACGUCCAAGGCGAGCCUCCGCUCGCAGGGUGGCUCAAGGACUACAGACGCCGACGCAUGGGCAAAGUCGAGAGAGUCGGUCAAGCGCAAGGCGACACAGGUCAUCAACGAGCACCCGCGUCAGAGCACAAUGAGCGGGUACACGUCGGCCAGCUCAAGCGUAACCGACUUGCGGGAGCUGCGCGAGGGCGCGCCUUCCUUCACCUCCUCGGUCGACAGCCUUGUCGCUCAAAGACGUGGCGGCGCUCCUCGUCAGCCUUCGACGGAUCCCGCUACCAUUCAUGCAAUUACGCAGACUAUGAUUGGCGAGUAUCUCCACAAGUACACGCGCCGCACCAUUGGCCGUGGUAUGUCCGAGAACCGGCACAAACGCUUCUUCUGGGUGCACCCGUACACAAAGACGCUGUACUGGUCUUCGCAAGACCCCGGAGGUGGUGGUGCCACCGAAUCCAAGGCAAAGAGCGUGUUCAUUUCGGGCAUCCGCGAGAUUGACGACUUCAACGCCACGCCGCCUGGCCUCUACGUCAAGAGCAUCGUGAUCUCGACCCUUGGCCGUGAGAUUCAGCUGACGGCCCCGACCAAGGAGCGCCAUGACCUCUGGCUCUCAGCGUUGAACUUCCUGCUGCAGCAGGGCACCGGCACGGGGGGAACUCUCGCCACCAGAGGGACAACGGAGCGCCCACGCCGCCUCAGCGUUAUACCUGAUGAGCACGGGGCACUGCGCUCUCCGGUCAAGAACCAGAGCCGGCUGAGCGUGCGCAGUGUCGACCGCGAAAUGCUGUCGACCCCACGAGCACGGCCUGCACGUCCAGCGAGCGCCAUGAGCACGAGCGGCCGUGCCUCGAGCAUGCGUGCACGUGCAUCCACAGCCGCUGAUACGUAUAUGCGUCGUCACGCCGUCCCACAGCCGCACUUUGGCGGUCACCGCUACAAGGGCGCGUACAAGGGCGCGCCGAUCUCGACGGCGACGGACUACGAAGAGGACGAUGACCCAGAUGCGUCCUUCGAAGGCCUCGACAACGUGCGCGCCUGCUGCGACGGCCGCCACCAAGUCGGCGGGCACGUUGGAGGUCACCACGACUCGGGCCGCGUCACACCUGCCACCCCUAUUCGUCCCAACACGCCCGGUGCAUCGAUCCGCUCGCGUGCGAGCUCCAUUCUAUCCACUGUCCGGCGGUCUAAUGCCUACAACUAAACGACGACUGUUACGAGCCGAACGACUUGACGAAACGCGAGCUUACCUUUGACCAGUCCUUUAUAGUGUGUAUACCCUACCAUGCAUUGACAGUGGUCUCGCUU
Molecule: messenger RNA, 5637 nt
Organism: Cutaneotrichosporon oleaginosum
Lineage: Eukaryota; Fungi; Basidiomycota; Tremellomycetes; Trichosporonales; Trichosporonaceae
Biological process (GO): maintenance of protein location in cell cortex; microtubule cytoskeleton organization
Cellular component (GO): mitochondrion; cell cortex
Molecular function (GO): tubulin binding; phospholipid binding
Source: RefSeq, a predicted model, not a curated record